UCGGGGGGUGGUGGGGGGGACGACGACGACUCGGCGGUGCCCUCUCGAGCGGCGGCGGCGGCGGCGGCGGCCGUGUCCCCGCGGCGCCGGGCCGCCGAGCCUCGGAGGAGCGGCGGUCGUGGCUGUUGCAUGUGUGGCUGCUGGAUGCGGAGGCGGCGGCGGCGGCGGCGGCGAGGAGCAGCAGCAGCAGCGGCGGCGGCGGCAGGAUGUUAGGGCAGCAGCAGCAGCAGCAGCAGCAGCAGCAGCAGCAGCAGCAGCAGCAGCUGUACUCGUCGGCCGCGCUCCUGACCGGAGAGCGGAGCCGGCUGCUCACCUGCUACGUGCAGGACUACCUGGAGUGUGUGGAGUCGCUGCCCCACGACAUGCAGAGGAACGUGUCGGUGCUGCGGGAGCUGGACAACAAAUACCAAGAAACUUUAAAGGAAAUUGAUGAUGUCUAUGAAAAAUAUAAGAAAGAAGAUGAUUCAAACCAGAAGAAACGCCUACAGCAACAUCUGCAGAGAGCGUUAAUCAAUAGCCAGGAAUUGGGAGAUGAAAAAAUUCAGAUUGUCACACAAAUGCUGGAAUUGGUGGAAAAUCGGGCGAGACAAAUGGAGCUGCAUUCACAGUGUCUCCAAGAUCCUGCUGAAAGUGAACGGGCCUCAGACAAGGGGAAGAUGGAUUCUAGUCAACCUGAAAGAUCUUCUAGAAGACCUAGAAGACAGCGAACCAGUGAGAGCCGUGAUUUAUGUCACAUGACAAAUGGGAUUGAAGACUGUGAUGAUCAGCCCCCGAAAGAAAAGAAAUCCAAAUCUGCUAAGAAAAAGAAACGCUCCAAGGCCAAGCAGGAAAGGGAAGCCUCGCCUGUUGAGUUCGCAAUAGAUCCCAAUGAACCUACCUACUGCUUAUGUAACCAAGUGUCUUACGGGGAGAUGAUAGGCUGUGACAAUGAACAGUGUCCCAUUGAAUGGUUUCACUUUUCAUGUGUUUCACUCACCUAUAAACCAAAGGGGAAAUGGUAUUGCCCCAAGUGCAGGGGGGACAAUGAGAAAACAAUGGACAAAAGUACUGAAAAGACGAGAAAGGAGAGAAGAGCGAGGUAGUGAAGGCCAUCUGUGUUUUAAAAGGGUUGUUUGUCUUUUAUAGAAUUGGUUUAAUUUCAGAAAAUGUUUUAGGAGAAAUGCAUAAGACUAUGCAAUAAUUUUUAAUCAUUAGUAUUAAUGGUGUAUUAAAAGUUCUUGUACUUUG
Messenger RNA from Peromyscus californicus insignis, 1227 nucleotides. RefSeq names its product inhibitor of growth family member 2 (gene Ing2). The record is from RefSeq and is a predicted model, not a curated record. Gene Ontology annotation, cellular component: nucleus. The transcript is spliced from 2 exons. Lineage: Eukaryota; Metazoa; Chordata; Mammalia; Rodentia; Cricetidae. Gene Ontology annotation, biological process: positive regulation of DNA-templated transcription. The coding region runs from base 207 to 1082 and encodes 291 amino acids.